AUGCGUGGCUUCUUCUCGGCCGUGGCAGCUUUCGUGCUGGCCGCUUCGUCACUCACCGAGGCCCAUUCCCUCCAAAGGAACCCUCUUCACUACAUCAGCCGUGUCGAGACACCGAUAAUACAUACACCGGCACACAGGGUGCAUUCCCACUCGGAGUUCGACAUUACCUUCCACCUCGAUGGAUCCCGACGUGAGAUACGCCUGUCGCUGCAACCAAACCACGACGUGCUCGCGCACUCCGCCACAGUACAGUACCUCGACAACGACGGCAACAUCGCCCGCCAAGAGCCACUUCGCAAGGAGGACCACCGGAUAUACAAGGGCGAUGCCUUCAUUCAAUACCCGGGGCGGCCCGACUGGAUCAAUGCCGGCUGGGCGCGCAUCACAGUUCUGCAGGAUGGCCAGCACCCGCUGUUCGAGGGCUCCUUCCGCAUCAACGGCGAGACGCACCGUGUCAAGACUAGUGCUAGUUUCAGGCAGACCCAACACGCAGACGACCCGGACGUGCCCGAGGAGGCCGAGGAAUACCUCGUCGUGUGGAAGGAUACCGAUAUCAAGUCGUUCUUCGACUCGGACGAGUUGAAACGCAGUCUCGGCGGGGCUGACAGUUCGUGCUCGUCCGACACUCUCGGCUUUAAUGUCGAUACCUCGCAGCCGAUCUACACGGGACUGGAUGCGCGUGGCUUGACUGCCGGCGUCGAUGCCGAGGCACUCUUUGGGCGGGAUAUUGAUGGUCUUACCGGCGACAACGGUGCUGGUGUCAACCUCGCGAGCACAGUCGGGUCCACAACCGGGUGUCCGACUACACGCAAGGUUGCUCUCCUUGGCAUAGCGGUGGAUUGCACGUAUCGCGCGUCUUUCAAGACCGAGUCAGACAUGCGGUCCAAUAUCCUCGACGUCGUCAGCACUGCCUCGCGGCUCUACGAAGAUACUCUCAACAUUUCCCUUGGUCUGCAAAACCUGACCAUUGUUGGGCCCGAAUGUCCCGGAUCGCCGCCCACGAGCACUCCGUGGAACGUCCCCUGCGGCCCCAAUACCAGCAUCACCAGCAGACUUAAUCUGUUCUCGGCGUGGCGUGGUCAGUUCACCGACAACAACGCGUACUGGACGCUGCUCUCCACUUGCCCGACGGAUGGUGCUGUUGGACUCGCAUGGCUCGGCCAACUGUGCCGACAAGGCUCCCAGGCUCAAGGCGGAAACAAUGCUGGUAACGAGACUAUCGCUGGUGCAAACGUGGUUGUUCGUACAGACCAGGAGUGGGAAGUGUUUGCCCACGAGACCGGACAUACUUUUGGUGCUGUCCAUGACUGCACUUCGACCACAUGUGCUGAUGGCACCUCAACCAUGCAGCAGUGCUGCCCCCUAAGCAGCUCCGGCUGCGAUGCUCGAGGUCAAUUCAUCAUGAACCCGUCGACUAGUUCUACAAUCACGCGCUUCUCGCCAUGCACGAUUGGCAACAUCUGCACGGGCCUGCUUCGGAAGAGUGUUGAUGGCAGCUGCAUGACCGACAACAGGAACGUCCCAAUUAUCACCGAAGCGCAGUGCGGCAACGGCAUCGUCGAGCCUGGUGAAGACUGCGACUGUGGCGGUAGCGCUUCUUGUGCGCAGAACAACUGCUGUGACGCCACCACUUGCAAGUACAGGGGCAAUGCGGUGUGUGAUCCGACCAAUGAGGAUUGCUGCACCAACCAGUGUCAAUUCGCAGCCAGCGGAUCGGUCUGCCGUGCCAGUACUGGCAGCUGUGAUCCUCAGGAAACUUGCCCAGGUACCUCGGCGAACUGUCCAGAGGACUCCAAAGCUCCCGACGGGGAUGCAUGUGGAGCCAGCGGUGCUGGACUCACCUGCGCAUCCGGGCAAUGCACAUCCCGUGACCUGCAAUGCCGGACGAUGGUUGGUGCUAUGUUGACCAACAACGACACGUAUGCUUGCAACUCUCAGGGCUGCAGGGUAUCGUGCCAAUCUCCAGAACUUGGCCAAAACACCUUUGGCCAGACGUGUGUUGUCAUGCAGCAGUACUUCUUGGACGGAACACCGUGUGACGGAGGCGGCAAGUGCAACAGAGGCCAAUGCCAGGGCUCCGACGGAUUCAGAUCCUUCUUGCAGCUGCUCCGCGACAAUCAGAACAUCGUCAUCCCGGUCUGCUCUGUCGUCGGCGGCCUCCUCGUGAUUGCAAUCCUCUCGUGCUGCUGGAGCUCGUGUCGCAGGCGGCGGAGGCGGAGCAAGAUGGCCGCCGCUGCCAAGGUGGCUGCUGCCAACAGGGGACCUCCGCCACCGCAAAGCAGCUGGAACAACUACAACAACGGCAGUGGUAGUCGGCAUGGGCAGCCUUAUGUGCCGAACGUACCAAUGCCUCCGCCAACGUACGGACAGUCCUCGGGCCGGCGAUCCUCGAGACAUGGACAAGGUCACUGGCAGGGUGGACCAUCGCCGCCUUCGCGCGUGCCCACGACGCGCUACGCCUAG
Messenger RNA from Microdochium trichocladiopsis, 2463 nucleotides. RefSeq names its product fungal ADAM-like protein. Gene Ontology annotation, biological process: proteolysis. The record is from RefSeq and is a predicted model, not a curated record. The coding region runs from base 1 to 2463 and encodes 820 amino acids. The transcript has a single exon. NCBI's taxonomy places the organism in Eukaryota, Fungi, Ascomycota, Sordariomycetes, Xylariales, Microdochiaceae. Gene Ontology annotation, molecular function: metalloendopeptidase activity.